CUUACUCACACGUAUCGUUCAAAAUUUAAUUUUUAACAUUUCCGUGUCAUAAAUGACAUAUUUGUAUAUGUCAUUUAACGAUAAUAUGAAAUCCUGGUGGCUUUUAACUCAGGUUUUAUUCUCUAUCUCGCUGAGUACUGGACAUGGUGCUGCAAUUGGUAAAGAACUUUGUAACUGCCAACCUACAUUAAUUAGAACACCAAAAAUACUAAUUCAAAAACCCGCUCAGCAAGUCRUCUGUACUAAAAUACCUAGCGCUCAAGCAUACACACCAAUAAAAAAUGCUUGCACUUGUGUAAGCACACGGGUGAUGCCGGCCCCAGUGGCUAGAGUGGAAUGCAACUUGAUGGCCACAACACCACCGAUUCAAGUUGCGAGAGACAAUAGUGGGGGCGUGGAAGAGGCACCGCCACUGUUCGGUUUACCGGGCGGCGCGUUUUUCCCAGAAACUGAGUGUGAUAGAAAAUUCUCACACCUCACCGGAACUCCGGUGUCCCAAGACCCACCCGGCCCGAACGGUAUAGACGAACCGGCGUCGGAUCCGACGGGAAACGGGUGCUGCGACAACGGCCCACUCACUGCCGUCGUGGUGGAUCCGGUGUCGCUAAUGAUAGCGCAAGCUGAGGCCAAUCGGUGCCGGGGUGACGUGCACGAGGGCCGUCUGGCGUUCGGGCAGGUCGUCGUGCCGAGAGAUGCGUUACCGUUGCCACGGGCCGUGCCGGACGUCAACGAAGAGGGCCUCUACUCGUUGGACAAGGCCAUCGUCGAGCUGAAGACUUGUAAGUCGCGGUUUGCAGACGACUCGGCUGCGCUGGCAACGGAAGCUGAUGCCUUGCUGGCCCUCGAGGAUGACGCCUUGCGACCUGUGGAUUACGACGGACCGAUAGUGACGCUGCCUAGCUACGCGGACGUCGGCUACCAGGCCGAAACGCCAUCUUGCUCGCCAUUGGUAGUUGGCCCGCUCCCGCAGCCCAAUGGUCGCACUCCGUGUAAUACCGUUUACGAGAACACCGGCGAGACGUCGCCACUGAUGGACACCAAUGUAAGAUGCUCGUCGUCGGGAUGCCACUGCACUUGCAAUAAGUCGUCUCCGCAACUGAAGUGCUCUUGUGGAAAAUGCUCGUGCGCAAAAUGCUCACGUGGCUCGUACUAACCUGAUACACAGCUGGAUCGACGUAGCAUUUCUAAAUGAUACAAUUAAUAUUUUGUUAACACUUUAUAAUA
Diuraphis noxia (Russian wheat aphid) is the source of this 1224-nucleotide messenger RNA. RefSeq lists its product as uncharacterized. The record is from RefSeq and is a predicted model, not a curated record. Lineage: Eukaryota; Metazoa; Arthropoda; Insecta; Hemiptera; Aphididae.